UCUUCCUUUCCACCUCCGACCCGGCAAAGUGAGUAUGUGUGGCGGAGUCUGGGCUUCUGGAAUCCGGCCCCAUCCUCCUUUAGGAUUGUGCUAACUGGGACCGCGAAAUCUCUCCCGAGCCAGCCCGGGGCUCCGGUUGUGGAGAGAUGGGAAUGCCCGCUGCUUUUAAGGGCUCCCGGAGCCUGAGGAGGAAAGUGACCAGGCUUAGGGGAGCCGGGGCGGCAGGGAUUUCCGGGUCGGAGGCAUCUGAGAGCGCGGCUGCGUGGGUCACUGGGUGACCGACUUAGCGUGGCCAGACCUCAGCACCUGAAAGCGCCCCGAGAGUGACAGCGUGAGGUUGGGAGGGAGGACUUGGCUUGUUUGUCCAGCUUUGUCCUGAGCCUCCUUGUCGCCUGCAUUUAGAUGGCUCCUGCAAAGAAGGGUGGCGAGAAGAAAAAGGGCCGUUCUGCCAUCAACGAGGUGGUGACCCGAGAAUACACCAUCAACAUUCACAAGCGCAUCCAUGGAGUGGGCUUCAAGAAGCGUGCCCCUCGGGCACUCAAAGAGAUUCGGAAAUUUGCUAUGAAGGAGAUGGGAACUCCAGAUGUGCGCAUUGAUACCAGGCUCAACAAAGCUGUCUGGGCCAAAGGAAUAAGGAAUGUCCCAUACCGAAUCCGUGUGCGGUUGUCCAGAAAACGUAAUGAGGAUGAAGAUUCACCAAAUAAGCUCUAUACUUUGGUUACCUAUGUGCCCGUUACCACUUUCAAAAGUAAGUUCUCCAUCCCAUAAAGCCAUUUAAACUAACAUUAGAAAAAUGUCCUUAGCUCUGUUAAAAUGUGAAUUCAUCUGUUAAGCUAGGAGGGGUGACUACAUCAUUAUACCUUUUUUUAAAUUGUGUUGUGGGAAGACGCUAAAGAAAGCUAAACUGGUCCACAUCUGGAGUGUGAAAAGAUUGUGGAAAAUAGAAUGCUACAGGCCCAGACCCUCCUACAAAAGGUUUCGAGAGUUAAAAUGCGAGAUGUGAUGUGGUGUGGAAGCUGACUGUCAUUUCUUUUACAGAUCUACAGACAGUCAACGUGGAUGAGAACUAAUCACUGAUCGUCAAAUAUAUCAAAUAAACUUAAAAAAAUUGC
Sapajus apella (tufted capuchin) is the source of this 1112-nucleotide messenger RNA. RefSeq names its product ribosomal protein L31 (gene RPL31). Gene Ontology annotation, molecular function: structural constituent of ribosome. The record is from RefSeq and is a predicted model, not a curated record. Gene Ontology annotation, biological process: cytoplasmic translation. Gene Ontology annotation, cellular component: ribosome; cytosolic large ribosomal subunit. The transcript has 3 exons. The coding region runs from base 403 to 768 and encodes 121 amino acids. Lineage: Eukaryota; Metazoa; Chordata; Mammalia; Primates; Cebidae.